GAUAGAAAGAAAAGUUAAGGCCGCCUCUUGACUUCACUUAGCAUGUGACUACCCCUGCUGUUAGCGGACAUGGUAUCUCCCGAGAAGGAGCAGUCACCUCCCCUCCCUAAGUCAGAUUUGUCUCCACUCCAAGGAAAUACACUGUACCAUCGAGUGGAGUAAAGGAACUGUAGUUACACUCUUCCAGCUGGACGCCCACAGAUACAUUUAGAAAAGGGCCAGGUUGUCUUCACUGAAGGAGGUUGGCACAGAAAUUUAGGCUGACAAGUCAUGACGAGAGUACUUCUGAAUCCCUGGGAGAUCCUCUGAACCCUCCUCCCCUCCUCCUUCCAAUGUUUCAGUGGUUGGGGCCAUGGCCUCUCAGUCAGGCAACAUGAACCGUGAGGACCGGAAUGUGCUCCGAAUGAAAGAAAGAGAAAGGAGAAAUCAAGAAAUCCAGCAGGGAGGAGGAGAGGCUUUUCCAGCAAAUUCACCUCUCUUUCCUGAACCUUACAAAGUGUCCAGCAAGGAAGAUAAACUGUCCAGCCGUAUUCAGAGCAUGCUGGGCAAUUACGACGAGAUGAAAGAACCGAUUGGUGACACACUCCCAAAGCUUGGCGGUAAACCUUCUAACAGCUCGUCUUCCUCUGAGGAGAAAUCAGGCGCACCUUUGUUUGGCGGGGACCAGCGCGGCGUCAGUAGCGGUGGCAGCAGCCAGAGCAGUAAGUGGACUCCCGUUGGUCCCGCGCCAGGUGGAUCUUCAUCCCAGUCCCAGAAACGCUCAGGACUCCAGGGGGGGCACGGCAGCCAGAGGGGCAACGGAGGCAGUAGCGGCAGCAGCAGUAGCCAAAGACACGGAGGAGAGGUGCGGGAAAAGAAAUCAAGUAAACACAGCGUAGGGUCAGAGCACUCAAAGUCACACACAUCGAGUCCAGCCAAGGGCUCUCUAAGUUCCUCUAGCAGCAACAGCCACUCACGGAGCUCCUUGUCUGCUGAGCAGCAUCACAGCAAGGAGCGGUACCGCUCCAAGUCCCCGCGAGACAGAGAGGCCAACUGGGACUCUCCCUCAAGGGUUCACACCUCUUUCACCAGUGGACAGCACUCGAGUCAGGCCUUUCCCCCAUCUCUCAUGUCCAAGCCCGGCUCCAUGCAGCAGAAACCCACGGCCUAUGUGCGGCCUAUGGACGGCCAAGAAACGGCAGAACCCAAGAGCUCGCAAGCAGAAAGCUAUAGCGGACAGUCGCACAGCAGCACCAUGGGAGAGAUGAAGUCCAACAGCAAAGCCUCACUUUCCAAACUCAAGAUCCCCUCACAACCUGUGGAGGGCUCCGGUGACGCCAACUGUGUCGAUGAAAUUCUGAAGGAAAUGACUCAGUCGUGGCCCCCUCCACUGACAGCCAUCCACACCCCCUGCAAAACAGAGCCCUCCAAGUUUCCAUUCCCUACCAAGGACUCUCAUCCUUUUCCAAGUGGACACAAGCGAGGCAGUUCUUCCAAGAGCUCCAGCAGCCACCAGUCCAAAGCUUGCGAUGACCAGCCCACUAUGCUGGAGGAUGACCUGAAGCUAAGCAGCAGCGAAGAUAGUGAUGUAGAACAGGACUCUGCCAAGAAUGCCUCAAGGAACACGUCAGCAAGCAAUAACAGUGAAGGAGCGGAGCAAUCGAGGGAUGACUCCAGCAGCCACAGCGGCUCCGAGAGCAGCUCAGGCUCCGACAGUGAGAGUGAAAGCAGCACGACGGACAGCGAAGCCAACGAGCACCCACGGCCUGCCUCUCCUGAACCUGAACAACCCAUGGCCAACAAGUGGCAGCUGGACAACUGGUUCAAGAAGGCCAAGCAGUUCUCCCCAGCUUCUCCAGUUGACAACAGUAAUGUUCCAACCAAGUGCAAGAAAGAGGGCAGAGAGAACAGCUCAGGACGCGGCUAUGGUAGCCAGGGAGGGGGGUCAAAAGACUCAGUGGCACCCACCCCAAGUAGGGACCUACGGGCAGCGCAAAAGGGCACAGAGGGUGGCCGUGGCCGGCAAAAAUCCCCUGCCCAGAGCGAGGGUGGUGCUAAUCCUCGAAUCCGCGUGGGUAAAAAACAGCCCAAAAAGUCUGAGAAGCCCCCAGUGGUGGAGGAACCCAAGGGAGGUCUGCGGGUGGAGAGCGAGCCGGCUCCAGAGAUACCUCCUCAUCGGCCCAAAGCCGCUACUAAGGGUUCCCGCAAACCAAGCAUUAAAAAAGAACCCAAAUCCUCUCCGAGGCCUACCACCGCCGCUGUCACCACAACUACAGAUAAACGCAAGGCCAAGGCACCCACGAAGACUUCACAGCAGAAGUCUCGCGAGUUUGUCGACACGGAGUCUUCGUCGUCCGACUCCGAGGGGAACGACAGCAUCCCGUCCUCGUCACAGACGCCCAAGUACACAGAGAGCAUCAGGACGCCUGUGUGUGUUUUUUCUCCGAUGGAAGAGAAAGAGCUGUUGUCUCCACUGAGCGACCCUGAGGAGCGCUACCCUGCCAGGCCGCCUCAGCAGCAGGUUUUACUAGUGAAGAUAGAUCUCAGUUUGCUGUCCAGGAUCCCAGGGCGGCCCUACAAGGAGCCUGCAGAGAUAAAAGUGGAGAGGGAUGACUCUCUAGACAGGGACAGCAAAGACUUCAGCAAGCAGAACUCUGAGAAGAGCUCUAGCAAGGCUAAGAGGAAACACAAGAAUGAUGAAGAUGGCACCAAGCCAGAGAGCAAGCGAUGCAAGCUGGAGGAGAAGUCUCUAUCUAAUCAUAAAAACAGCAGUAAAGAGUCUAAGAGGUCAUUGGAGAAGAAAGAGGAGCCGGUCCCCUCUCCUUCCAUGUCAGGUCUGCAGCGGACGCCCAAGGCAGAGCAUCCGAGUCGGAAGAGGACAGUCAGCCAGUCAUCCACCUCUUUGUCCAGCGGGACCGGAAGUGGAAAGGAGGGGAGCCACAGCACCAAGGGCAGCUCCACCUCCAAACACAGAAAAGGAGAGGACAAGGGACGCAGCACACGCGACGGCAAGGAGAAAUCCUCAAAGGCCUGCGAUAACCAGCUGGCUGUGCCACCGCUCUCAACGGACGGCUCCAAGUCUCAGAGAUCCAAGCUGGUGUUUGAGGACAGGGUCCAUUCUGCUGAUCACUACUUACAAGAGGCCAAGAAACUCAAACACAAUGCAGAUGCACUGUUGGACCGUUUUCAGAAGGCAAUUUACUACCUGGACGCUGUGGUGUCUUUCGUUGAAUGUGGUAAUGCUCUGGAGAAGAGCGCCCAAGAGGCCAAGUCUCCCUUCCCCAUGUAUGCCGAAACUGUGGAGCUUAUCAAAUACACUAUGAAGUUAAAAAGCUAUAUGGCCCCAGAUGCUACUUCAGCAGACAAGAGGCUAGCUGUGCUUUGCCUACGAUGCCAGUCCCUCCUCUACCUGCGGUUGUUCAAGCUGAGGAAAGACAGUGCACUAAAAUACUCCAAAACACUCACUGAACACUUAAAGAAUUCUCUGAGUAACACCCAGGCUCCCUCUCCUGGAAUGGGAAAUAAGGCAGCGGGUAUGCCCUCUCCAGUGUCUCCCAAACUGUCCCCGGGCACGGCCGGUGGCUACUCGUCAGUCAGCAACAGCAGCAGCGCCAGCUCGUCUGUGACCAUACCUCAGCGUAUCCACCAGAUGGCUGCCAGCUACGUCCAAGUCACCUCCAACUUCCUUUACGCCACCGAGGUUUGGGACCAGGCUGAGCAGCUGUCCAAAGAGCAGAAAGACUUCUUCUUGGAGUUGGACAAGGUGAUGGGUCCUCUGAUCUUCAACACCAGCAGCAUGACAGAACUGGUGCGUUACACACGGCAGGGCCUCCACUGGCUGCGCUUGGACGCAAAGCUUAUUCCCUAACGAGGACUCCCCUCACCACCACCACCACCACCACCACCACCCCCACCCCCUCCCCUCCCUCCCCUCCCCGCCUGCUGCUUCCACACAAACACCCACCACCUCAGCCUCUUGUGCUCAGCAACAUGUGCUCAAAGACGCAUAUCCUCAACAACACACAAACACACACAGGCACACAGAUAAACAAUGUACUGUAUGCACACACACACACACACACACACACACACACACACACACACACACACAGUCCACCUCUGGUCCUCCAUGUACACACAGGUGAUGAACCUCUCAGACAUAUCUCCAACACUGUGUCCAUUUUCUACACCAGCUUGCCAAAAACACUGAGCAAUCUAGAAAACAUCUCACACCUUCGACGGCACCACACAGGGAGAAGCAUCGAAAACAGCACCACAGGAAUCAAAAGAGCUUAUCGCCAUACUUCAUAUAUUGGCAUUCUUACAAAAUCUUUGAAGGCCAUGUUUUUAAUCUCUUUGGCAUGGAAGCUCUGGAUGAAUUAUUUAUUAUGAAUACACUAAAACUGGGGUUUGGUUUAUAGGCUACUUUGGCUUUUAACUUUUUCUUUUACUUUGUUUCACCAAAGUACCUCCCAUGAACACCAAAGGUGCUUUAAAAUGAAGGUUUCUCUUUAUCAUUUUUGUGCCUUGUAUGUGAGCUACAGGAAAACAAACAUCAUAUCUGAAUAAAUUAUUUUUCUUUUCCUCCUUUUUUUCGUUGCUACAGCCACAGUUGUCAUUUUAUGCUUUUUUCCAAACAUUUAGCAAUUAAUGGAAGCUGGCAACAAUUAUGUGUUUUAUUGCACUCUGCAAGUCAAGUCCUCUUAACACAUUUGACAUUUUAGAGCAAAGAUGGUGUGGGCCACUACUAAUUAAUCUUCAUUGGUCUUUCCUUCAAGUCUCUAGGCAGGUUAAUCUUGGAGCAUGCCCACAAGGUUUAAGGACUGUAGGAAGGGCUACUGUGCACAGCAGAUUAAUACUUCUGACACACACGUAAAUAUAUAUAUGCGCUUCUAGAAGUUAUAUUGACCAGUGUAUGUUUUUAAACAGUGUCAUUUUAUAUUUCUGAAUCAUGAACUUCUAUUUCACCCUGCUAGAACAUGAAAUGUUGGUCAGUUUGUUCAAAUCACUUUGGUCCAGUUGGAUGUAAGGAGCAGCUUGGCCUCUAGGGGCUGCUAGCGGGGGCUUUUAGACUCUCAGCCUUAAAGAAAUUGAUCAUGUUAACAUUCAAUGUAAGAGAUUUGCUGCUUCUUUGAAGCCUCAAAAUACAAGUCUCUUCUUAUGAAAUGUUUUUACCUGCGUAGCUACAUUGUUCACUGAGCAGUUUUCUCAAGGAACAGUCACUUCCAGUCAGUGUUAUUCUUUUUUUUUUCUCUUUUGUCUUUUUUUUUUUUAGAUUCCCUUGUUUGCUCUGAGUGCAUUUUUCUAAGGAACAGCAGGGAGUGUCUUAAGUAUUGAAGAUCGUAUCCAGUUACGUAUACAGUGCAGUUAUUUACAUCACAGUUUAUAGAAACUAGGCCUGUGUGACCACUAAUUUGGCACAACAAAAGUAAAUUCAUCUGAAGAGAAAAGAAGUUCUUCAGAGAGACAAACUUGCCAGUGAUGCAGAUUAGCAGUGUUGCAGUUAUAUAACAAAGACUUUUAAAUCUAUGAUUAUAUAUUUCAAAUAAGAAGUAUAACGGCCAAUAUAGAUUUUAUUUAUAUACCAAGCAGUCUUUUUUUUUCUUCUGGCCAAGCAUAAGUAUAACGUUUCAAAUAAAGUUUAAAACAGGGUUGAACAGGGGUCAUAAGAUGCAAAGUAUUUGUAUAUGUAAUUGUUCCUAUUUAAAUAUUAACACCUUAAUCAUACUUGUAUUACAAGACAGUAGAUUUAAAAUGUUUAAGCUAGUUGUUGUUAAUAUGGUUCAGCAGGCAGCAGGGGAGAAAUGACAGUAACUGUUGUAUGUCAGCUGUCCAGAUAUGAACAUUUUUCUGUUAUUUAAAAUCACUGGUUGUCAUCAAAUCAAAUGGUGGAUGUCUGUGGUUUUGAAUGAAGACUUUUCAGUUGACAUUUUGGUAUUUGGUCAUGGUCAGUGACACGAUGGACUUUCUGGUUUAUGGUUAUUUUAAGCCCACUUCCUAUUAAAACAUGCUGGAAAUUAAAGCCUGGACCAAGUAGUAUCCAUAGAAACUAUUACUGGCUGAUUUUGUUAUGGAAGAUGAGUUUGGAUAAGACUAAAGUGCCAGACAGUUAAAGAGCUGUCUAGUCUUUAACUUUAUUGCACUUUCCCUGUGUUUUAAAACUUAAAUUUGGUAAAUUUGGUGGUUGACGCCACCACUUUCAUCUCAGCGAAACUAAUCUUUAGGAUUACUAUGUGGCCCAGGUUUUAUCUUUUUUGUUGUGUUUUGUAUUUUCUUUCCUUCACUGGCUCCCUGGCCUUUACUGUAGGAGGGGAUACUGUUAUUUCCUCUUGCACUUGAAAAAGAGAAAGUCAGAGGAGGUAUUAUUUUAAUCUAUGCAGGAUUUUUACAAAAAAAAGGAUCUGUUUCUGUGGAAAAAAUUUAAUUUUUAGGCUUUGGGAUUUUUUUCCCCCACUUUUUUUUUCGCCUCAGCGAGAAACCUGUUUAACUCAAGUGUCCAAUGCCUUUAGCUUUUGCAAUUUUUGUGUACUGGUUUAGUAUAUAUGUGUAUAUAGAUCUGUUUUUAUAACCAAACACCAAUGGCUUGAGCCAUUUUGUACUUAAAGCUGGAGGACACUUUUCUCAUAGGAAAUCCUCUGUGGGUUUUGCCAGCCCAGUCAAUGUCUUCAUACACUGGUACACUUUGUAAGUACAGGUCCGCGCCUCUUGUAGUCAAAUGUAAAAAAUUUAGCAUUAGAAUAAUUUUUAACUGUUUGCUACUCACACUUAUUUAUUUUUCUGCCCCUUUGCUUAAUAUUUUUUUUCUAUUUUGCCUUUUUAAGGAGUACCAUUUUAUGAAAUAGGAAGAUGUAAAUGUAUUGGGGUUGUUCAUGAUGAGAUUUCAUUGUAAGUAGUAAUUAAUAUUAAUUCUAACUUUAAAGAAUCCAGGGUAAGAUGAGGUUUUUUUGACAUUCAGUAGGAUGAUGUUAACACUUGCAUGUUUCUAUUUAAAUACAAUUGUAUAAAUUGUAAAUAUAACAUUUCUUUAAGGGUGAAUUUCUACUACAGGUUGACAUUUUUAUUAAAUUUAAAAAUCUUGUAAAUACAUUUGUGAGAUACUUUAUGCACAUUUUUUUUCUCUGUGGGCUUUUCUGUUUUUUCCUCUUCUUCUUCCAAGCUGUUACAGAUGACAUCUCAGUCUCUUUAACACUGUAUAUCAAAUUGAUUUCUCAGUCUUUUUCUUCCCGUGCUCGUAUACAUGUCUUCUGCUUCACUGUCUCUCAGUAUCAUGUCUCCACAUAAUCAUUAAUGUCUCUAGAUCCAAGUGCGAAUAUUUUGUCUUCUCUGUAUUUGAUAUGGAGGCGCGUACUUUUCAUGAAAUGUAUAUUGUUGAUCUCAUGGGAUGGAUGGAUGGCGUGUACAGUCCUGUUAUGUAAAACCACGUCUGUUUCUUCCUCGAGAGAGAGAGAGAUGUAUUUACUAUAUGUCCCUUUUGAACAAUUGGUCCAACAUGUCUUUUGAAACAGAGGUAUUUCUCUACACAUCAAAACAGUUGUAGCAGUUUAUACAGUAUGUUGUAUAACACCUUUUUUUCUAAAAGUCGUCUCUAAAGUGAGACCCGCAGCAUACACUAUGUACAAUAGUCUAAAUUGGAUUAGUUUUAAGAGAACUGAUGAUAGAGAUACUAUAUAUGAUGGAUGCAAUAUGAUUAAAGGUACUCAUUGAGUUUGAUCUUCAAACUUAGGUUAUGUAAUUUAAAGCAUUCUUGUGAAGUGAGUAUUAAUUGUGACUAAUGAGAGUCUGUCCUGAAUAUUCUUUGUAUUUUGCCGUAUUGAGAAUAAAAUAUAUAUGGAUAUGUUUAA
Molecule: messenger RNA, 7820 nt
Organism: Lates calcarifer (barramundi perch)
Lineage: Eukaryota; Metazoa; Chordata; Actinopteri; Centropomidae
Gene: aff4
Product: AF4/FMR2 family, member 4
Exons: 21
Coding region: 353-3847 (1164 amino acids)
Biological process (GO): regulation of gene expression
Cellular component (GO): nucleus; super elongation complex
Source: RefSeq, a predicted model, not a curated record